Molecule: messenger RNA, 7381 nt
Organism: Mytilus californianus (California mussel)
Lineage: Eukaryota; Metazoa; Mollusca; Bivalvia; Mytilida; Mytilidae
Exons: 31
Coding region: 142-4938 (1598 amino acids)
Molecular function (GO): protein binding
Source: RefSeq, a predicted model, not a curated record
CGAGAAUUCGUCCUUAGUGAUAAAAUGGCGGAUAAACAACAAUUUUUACACUUUCACCAAAUUAAGUUCCCUGACGUCUUUACACAUGCAACAAUGUUUUAUUGAUUAGCAUCCUAAGCAGUUGAAAUAUAACAGCAGAAUAUGACGUCCUCUUUAACUCGUUUUAUUAACAACUUUUCUGAAGAUGUCGAGAGUGAAGGAAACCUCAGCAAGAACAUACUCCUUCUCAGAGAACGAGCCAGACAGGAGGAGAAACAAAAGGCUGUUAAUUACUGGAAACUUUUACGUAACACCAUUCGUAAGGCCACACAAGCUGCUGUGGAAUCUGAUAUUAAACAAGUCAAUAUUUCACAUGGAAUGCACCACCAUAGAAAAAUUAAUCACCAGACAAAAUUAAAAUGCGUCCUUUUCAUAAAAGAAAGAAAGGAGUACUUGACUACUGAUGGGAAAGUGGUAGAGUUUUUUUUAGAGGAUGGACGCCGUAAACCAGAAAAGAAUAUGUUUGCCCCUGAAGAACCAAUGGAUAACAUAAUGUACUGUAGUGAGACUAAACAGUUUGUUGGUUGGAAGAAGGGAGAAGAUGAACUAUUUUUGAUGAAUGAUGAGUUUGAGAUUAUUUCACAAGCCAGAGUUCCCUCUAAGAUUGAUUUGGCCACCUACAACAACAGUACAGGGGAGAUAAUCACAUUUAGUCCUGGAUUUUGUGUGGGUUGGGCAUUUAGGUAUGGAGCCAGACAUCUGAUACCAAGAAAAAUGACCAAGACAAGAUUUAAAGAGGACAAAGAAACAAGAAAAUACAUUCCGUUUAAACAUAUGAUACUUGAGGAAACAGCCAGUAGAGCACAGAAGUGUUAUGUGUCAUUUGUCAAUAGUGUUGUGAUCUUUAAUGUGUUUGAAGGAAAAGAAGUUGACCAAAGACCCAACCUACAUGAAAGAGCCAUAUCAGCUUUAACAUACUUCAAUCCUCUAAAAUAUCUUAUAACAGCUGCUAUUGAUGGGUCAAUAAAAGUAUGGGACAGUAAAGAAUGGUUUCUACAGAUGGUGUUUGUGGGUCAUACUCAAUCAGUGACAUCAUUAGCUGUUUACCCAGAAGGCCCUGCAAUCAUGUCUUCCAGUAAAGAUAGGACUGUUCGAGUCUGGAACUUAGAUUCCUGCGAUGAAAUGGAUAGAGCCAAGGUGGAUGAGACACCAGAGGGUAUGGCUACAGAACUAAACUAUGAUAAGUUUCUAACCUGGUCGGGGACACAUGUAGAUAUGUGGAAAAUACAACAUCUGUAUAACAUACACACUGCUAUAGGACAAAGAGUGAUGGGAAUCAAACACACCUCCCAUCCAUUUCAUCCAGUCAGAUCUGUAAUAGUGAGCCAUGACUGUAGUAUUAGGAUUGUGUCGCCACCUACUGGAGAUGUGAUAACUACUUUGUUACUGGACUCUAAAGUUGGAGUGGUUGAUGCUGCUUAUGCUAUAGAAUAUGAUGAUUUGUUUGUUGUUACAAACAAUGGAGACAUUAUAAAGAGUAAAACAGACACAAAUCCUUGCAGAAUUAUCAACACAUGGAAAUGUGAGAAUCCAAAAGAGGCCUGUAACUAUUUACUUGUGUAUGAAUAUGUCCCUGACUUUGAUACUGAUGCAUGGGCUGCAUUUAAACGAGGUUUGGCAACAAAAAGUAUCAAGAAAGAUACUAGUGAUGAUGAAGACGAUGAAGAAGAAGAAAAAAAGAAAAAAUCCAAGAAAAGUCACAAUAAAACUCUCUUGCUUGGAGGAAGAAAAGAUGGCUACAUUUGUGUUUUUGAUUGGAUUACAGGAAAAGUAACAUUUAAAGUUGAUGCUCAUGGAUCUAAAGGAGUAUUGAGUAUGAUUGCCAACUCUAAACAAGAUCUGGUUAUCUCUGCUGGCAUGGAUAACUUCAUCAAAGUUUGGAGGUUAUAUCCAUUUGCAGAGGAAGCAUUAGCUCCCUUAAUGGAGCCUCUGUUUUGUGCUCAGACUCCAAUCCAUAUGACCAUGCUGAAGACCAAUCUGUGUGUAGCAUUACAACAACAGACCACAGCUACUUACUGUAUAGUUAUAUACAACUUGAAGGACAGAACUCACCAGCAAGGCAAAGCUGACUUAAAAGCAACCGCUGAGGUUUUAAAUAAAACUCUCCUAUCAGAGAAGGAAGAAAAUCGAUUUGACCAUUCCCCAGAUGAAGACCAUAAUGACUCUAUAACAGGCCUAACUAGCUGUCCAAGGCUUAAGUUGUAUGCUUCUGGUGGUAUGGAUGGAACCAUACGUAUCUGGAAUGAUGAAAAUCAACUGAUCAGGUUACUAAAGUUGAAGACUAUGCCAUACAGUCUAGGGUUCUGUAGUGAGAAGGGAGAUUUAUUGGUUGGCAUUGGAAACCACUUGUACCUUAUCCCUCAUCAACAUUACCUUCCAAAAGGAUACAGAUUGAAGAUGGUUUCUAUGAAGUUUGUCCAACCAAAGAAAGAACAGCCUUUACCCUUUGAUGCAUUGAAACUAAAGACACUGUCAAAGAGAGACUUUACUAGAAUAAAGAAAUCACAUUCAUCAUUCAAAUAUGAUCAUUUUGAGGACAAACUCACUCCAGAGGAGGAGGAAGAGGUAACUAGAGAAAAGAAAAUAAAAGAAGCAGCUUUUGCUGUGUUAUCAAAGAGAGAUUAUGAACUACAGAAAAUAAGGGAAGGUGAAUUUGCUGCCAAGAAACCAAAGCUGAUGACACAGGAAGAACAAGAUAGAGCAUUUAAGAACUACAUGAAGAUGUUUUAUGACAAACCUAGGUUAACAAUUCCACCAGAUGACCCAUUUCCCAGUGAUACUGCUAGUGAUUACAUGAGGAGAGGUGAAAUAGACGAAGCUGCUAAACAGAUCAAAGAUGAACCGUGGAAACCAGAAAGAGAACCAUCAGGUUUCUUCCCACCAUUGUCAAGAUCCAGUACAUUCAGAAAAUCACAGGGCACGCCACCAGAGCCACUGCAUGCUGCCUAUGAGAGUGCUACAAGUAGUGCUGCAAAGAGUGGUCUGGUACCUAACUCUGUAUUAACCAAAAUACUAUGGCCUCCACCACCUCCCCCACCUCCCAAGGAUACAUGGAAACUCCCCACAUUUGAGGACGGCAAGAUGGUUGUUCCUGAACCUGAGGAAGAGGAAGUAGAAGAACAACCUGUAGAAGAGGAAGAAACAGAAGACAAUCAUUUAGAAUUUGUUAUAGAUGACUGGGGAGAGAAAGAAAGUAUUAAAUCAGACAGUCCGAUCAUUUCACCGAAGUCUCCCGCCAAACGUGAAGUGACAUUUAGUAAGAAGGACACAGUUCAUGAGUUUGAUAAAGACAAAGAACUAGCCACACCUACCACUGGCAGUCGUCAAUCAUCUGGAUUGAUGUCGAAGUUCAAGGACAUUAUGUCUAAACCACCAUCUCAACAGGACGAUGACGAUGAUGCCUCUACUGUCACACUUACACCAAGAUCUCCAACAGAAAUGGCAGAGGCUAUCAGAUCUAAAGAAUCAUCCUUUGCUAAACCUCCAUCACCACCAAAAGAUCCUAAACCAGUAGUUAAACCACCGUCAAGAAGGGAAGUUAAACCACUUAAACCAUUGACGCUACCACCACCACAACCAAAGGUUGAAAGGGCUAAAUCUCCAACACCGAUGGUCAAACCAACAGCUCCACGACAACGCACACCAACACCACCCAGACCAGAAACACCACUACCAAAUUAUGUCACUCAAUUCCAGGGCUCUGAUUGGUUUGAUAAAUACUUCCCUAAUUGUAAUGAAAAUACUUUCCCUAAACCUUGGAAUGCUGACACCUUCAUGACAAUGUUAAGUAGACUGUUACGAGUGGCAGAGUAUGUAUUUAAAACAAAGAUCACCGAUUCUCUAUCCAUGUUAUACACACAGGAGAAUAUUUCUGAUCCUACGGCACAUUCUGUUAGUAAGACAAUUAUCUCAGUGUUAAAUAGUCCUAAGGAUCCACCAACUUGUCUCGUAGACGAUCAGAAGUCAUUUAUAGUGGCAGCUUUACAGGCUCUCAGUAAACUUGGUAUCAGGGAUAAGGAUUUUAUCACGGAAAUGAUGGUGCAAUUCCUGGAUGGGGAUAAAGAAGUCAGGGCAACAACAAUGGACAUGUUAAAUUCUUGUGGCUUACAGGAUCAACACAAAUAUUUUAUCAAGGAAUUAGAUUCCUGGGAUAUCUGGAAUGUGGAAGAGGCUGAUCGGAAAGCAGACUUACGGAAAAUGGUACAUUCUUGGCUAGACAGGUGGAUGACAUCGUACAAACUUCACUUGGAAGAUACAAUAGAGAGAAUGAAGAAAGGACAAAAUAUUCACGGAAAGUUAAAUCGUGGUAGUAAGGGUAUUCUAAGAAAGGGUAGUACAGAUACUGUCACUACAAUACCAGACAGGGCAAGCAUAACUGUAACAUUUGAUCAGCCCCCAGAUCAGUCCAUAGUAGAUAGUGCUACCUAUAUAGAUUGUAUUAACUACUUUGUGGAAAUGAUGAUGGAUAAGGCUUUAGAUGGACUCAGAAAAGGAGGAAAGAGGCCCCCUGGAGCUCAAGAAAAUGUUGUACAGGCUAAAAAUACAGUACUGGUGCUACCUAAAUUACCUCACAAACCAGCUUUAGUUAGACUGGGUGAGACACAUACAAGUCAGUGCAGACCACACAGAGAAACUAAUUUGCAUAUAGAUUACCGAUAUCCUUCAACAACAAACAGAGGUUAUCAACCUCCACCUGGAUCCCUGUCAGGAUUUGCACCUAGCAUAAACUUACCAAUGAAACCAGUAUACAUUAAUCCAUUCCCAUGUGAGGUAGAUAUGUAUGACACUCGAUUCCAAGAACCAAUACUCAUUACACUGAAAUCUGCACAGAAAUACUUUGUACCAGCCCAGUCAAUUGUGGCAGACAUGUUUGAGACAGCAAUCCCUCCAGCACGAUGAUUGUUUGAUAGAUGACACUGCAUGACGAUCACAUGACUUGGUUUGUCCCUCUGACACAGACACUAGUGUGCAUUGUUCUUGACAGAGACAAGUAAUUGGUUAUACUUAUGUUAAUAGCCGUACAGGAACCAAAAUCUGAUGAAAUAUUGUGGAUACAAGUAAAGAUCCAGCAAAUGCUUAGGAAGAACUGUUCCUACUGUUGUUUUGGGAAUUGAACUUUAUUUGAAUAUUUUAUGUGAACCAAGGUUUAGUAAUUCAAUGCCAAUGGGUCAUAUUUAAAUGAUGAUAAGUCUUGCAGAGACAAACAAACAAUAAGAAAUAUAUUUAUGGGUACUUGUGUUUUUUCUUUCUUGAAGUACUUGAAGCAUGGCUUAAUAUUCGCUAAUUUAAAAGUCGCAGUGACAUCCCAAAUUUUGUUUCUUCAGAAAGUAAAAUAAAAAUCAUGGUUAACCAUGGUUUUCUAUGAUUUAUUUAUCAGAAAUGAUCGCCAAUGUAACUUUGUAAAAGAAACGAACCAAUUAUUAUAAAUAUCAUAUGUUCUCAAUUAAACUCAAAUCAAAUAAGUCUAUGUUCAACUGUUCCCAGUUAAUCACUGCAACUUGAGCUUUAACAUAAGGAAGUGGACCAACUGCUGCCGACAAGAAAUGUAUGCAGACAUUCAGCUAAAGAAGCAUUUCUGUGAUACUUAUUUUUUAAUAAAAUAUAUUUUUAAGAUUAUUUAUGUCUGAACUUUUUGCAAAUAUGAAAUUUUACCUUUAAUGUCCUUUAAUUUAAUAGAUAAAACUGUGAUAGUGUUGUAAUUUUUUACAUCGACAUAGUUUGAAUUACAGUGUUCAUCCUGAUAAAAUGGGUUUGUAUUGAUUCAUGGGGAAAAGGCUAAUAUAGAUUUUGGUAUAUGUAAUUGUUAUUGCUUCAUUCCUUUUUCAUUUUGAAAGCAUGAAAGAUGUGUCAUGCUUUAGCAACAAAAUCAAUUAUAAUAAUUAUGCUUAUAAUUUAUCUUUUUCUAUUUUUCAUAGAAAUUUUUUUUAAAGACUGAAAAAACAAUCAAUUGUCAGAUAUGUUUUUUUUUUGUUCUGAAUAAAUUGUACCAUUUUAUGUUUUAUGUUUUAAAAUAUUGGAGCCGUUUUACUGAAAUAUAUUUUAUAUAUAUGUACUAGAUAUAGAUGAAACUGUCAUGAAUAAAUUCAACAAAAAAUAAAAUAUUUGGGUAUGAUUAAAGAAUCAAUGAUAUAGCAACCGAAAAAUACUAGUAGACCAAAACAUACAUCUAGAGGUAAUUGACUAUUGCUAAUCACAUCCUGGAAAUUGCUGAAUUUUUCCCUUUUAUUUCAAAUUGAAGUAAGAUGUGGUAUGAUUGCCAAAUAAGACAACUCUUCACCAGAGACCAAAUGACGAAGAAGUUACUCAAGUUUUUCACAUAGAGUAAAACAAGGUUUUGUCUUUUUUCUGAAAAUAAUCAAGUACAGGUAUAUAUUUAUUUGCAUUGUAUGAUUUUUGAAGAAAUAUUGAUGUUAUCCUUUAUAUAUAAGAAUUAUUUUACCAGAAUUACUACAUGAUCCCCCACAAACCAAGGAUUCUAGGUCAAAGUAAUUGGGAUUCAUAUAUUGUCAUUGGAACAAAUUUUAUAGAUUCUUGAAUACUUGAUUUGAAUAAAAUUCUUAGCAGCAGAACUCUAUAGAAAAUUUGUAUUUUUUAAUAGGAAAAAUUAGCACACAAUUAAUCAUAAUGAAACAACAGUAAUAUUAUGACUUUUGUAUCCCUCUGGUGACCUCUGGAUGUCUAAUUUGGUUUUCUAGAUAUUUUGACUUUUAUUAAUUUAAGAUCGUAUACUGUAACAUCUUGAUAAAAGAAAUAUAACGUAAUUAGUUACAAAAAAUUGUGACAUCAAGCCCUGAGAGGACACACCCCUUGGUCUCUUUUCCUUUGUCCAGUUCCCUUCUUCUUGGAAAGAAAACAUAGACAUGGAAGGCAGUAUUUAAUGACUCUUAUCAAAAUUCUAUUUUGUUUCACUAUCAUUAAAACAUUGGACACAGCCUUGGUUGAGACAAAAUUUCCAUGUCUACCUUCUUGGUUCUUCACUGUACUAAAGUUUAUUUUGUAUAAUCUUUGAUUUUACAGAAAGAUUGGAAAUAAUAAGAAGGCACUGCUUGUCUACUCUAUAUGAGUUGGUUUGUUAGGUAACAAAGUUACAGUUCAGACAUAAUCAUAAAUUGCAUUUAAAAUGUAUCUGAUUAAUAAGAAUUGAGUUAAAACCAUUUUUAAGGUUGAAAUCUUUUAUAUUAUAUGUAAGAUUUUAUAUUGCGAAAAAUUUGUUAAGAAAUCAUUCUGUUUACAUUGAUUGAAAUAAAAUUGUUGAAUGUGCAUUUCUCUGAAGAUUUAAAUAUUUUUAUUUUGUAUUAAGUUAUUUUGUUGUAUAAUUGACCAAUAAAAUUCAAGAUAAAUA